GUUGCUAAAAGCUGCAGCGGAUGAAGAAACAUCAGUCGCUGGAACCUCCUCGAAUAGCGUGCAGUCGUUUCCACGUUAGAGGCACAUCUGUACUCCAUUUAUCUUGUAGCAGACCUGUGCAUCCAUAACUGUGAUACAGUCUACUAGUCUGUACGAAGAAUUUCGAAGGAUAAACCCAGCUCGAAGAUCCAUUUAGCCGAAGCGCCGAAGGAGGAAUUGCCUAGCAAUUUGAUCGAGUGUUCCAAGUGAAACCACAUUGUUUUGAACCUGAAAGGGGUCAAACGAAGAAGCAAGAGAGGAAUCGUUCUAAAUUUACGUGUAAAUAAUCGGAGCAGAGAGGAGACGAAAAGAGAAGACCGGCGUGUGAAGAAGAGACGGUGGGGCAGCACCGUGACUAUGUAAACUACCAGCAAAUAUUCUGUGUGAGCGCGUGCGCAUAACGGAGUAACCCAUAGCGGCAACGUUAGAAGCUACGGUGAACAACGUGGUCAGGAAGAUCGAGGACAACGAAUAAUAGGCUAAGUAAAUUGUGGGAAAUAAAGGGUGAGGGUUACACGAGGAUAGGUAAACCGAGGGUAGAACUGGGCUUCUCUUCGACCAAAGACAAAGAAGCUCGCAAACUGGCUCCAGAGGUGAGGAUCAAGCAAAUUGGAAUGAGGGAGGACCUGUUGUCCAUAAUACGGCACACGAGCAGCGAUCACUUUUCGGAAGAACUUUAGCCGAAGAGUCAACGGCAGAAGGAGGAGAACUAGCAAUAGGCCACUAACUGUUUACGAGUAUAAUUCCGUACAAAUAGAGGGCUCUUGCUAGCUUGGAUAUCCAACCGAAAAACGUUGCCAGGCAUCCUUUCAUCCUUCCUGUCAUUGAUUCCGUUCUACCUGCUGGUCGGCCCUGAUUUUCCCCGGAGGAAAAUAAGGAAGACCUUUCGAACAAGUCCAUUCAUUUGGUUAUGCCCUGGGCUGCCGCCUGCUUUGACCUGCUGGCGGCUCCAAUAUUUGGUCAUUGUCUCUCCGCGAGGAAGCUCCCAUUGCAAGCCGCCAUCCUCCAAGAAGGAAGCGACGAAUCUAUCAUAACACUGGCAGCUAACGCGUCCAACACGUCGGGCAUACGGAACGGCAACUCUUUGAGCGCUGACACCAUGGCUCCCAGUGUGGAGGAACAGCGUCAAGAACCCGGUAAGGAUAAGAUCGCGGUCAGGACACCGGGAAUAACGAAGUCACCACGCAAAUUUGCCGGGGUGGUGAUCGCUAUGUGCGGUUUGCCAGGUCGUGGAAAAAGCCAAGUGGCUCAGUGCCUCUCGCGCAGACUCAAUUGGAAUGGCGAUUCUACCAAAGUGAUGCGAGUAAGCGAGUAUAGGAGGAAAAGAUUGGAACCAUAUGGAGAAGCAGUAUCGCAUGAGCUAUUUCAGCCAGACCAUACGGCGAAUGCAGCACUGAGAGCUUUGGCUCAACGGGACGCCAUGCACGACUGUGCUGCAUGGCUUGCAGCUGGGAAUUCCGUAGCUAUCCUGGACGCCACGCUGGUGACACGAGCACAACGCGCCGAGGUCUUCGACUACUUUUUCGGGCAGCUCGGUUACCGCGUGCUUUUCAUCGAAUGCGUCUGCGACGAUCCAGUCGUGCUGGAGCGAAAUUACAAGGAGAUACUACGGUACAGCACCGACUAUGUCGGUAUGGAUCCAGUGCGGGCUCAGGAAGAUUUGAGACUCAAGGUAGCUCAUUACGUUCGAUCGUACGAACCGAUGGACGAGAAGAAUUACUCGAGGAUCCGCAUCGACACCGCUACCAUGGACAUCGAGACGCACAAGGUUUCGGGUCACAUCGAGACCAGCGUGUUAGGAUAUCUUGGAAGCGUCACCGUCAUGCCGCAUACUCUUUACUUCUCUCGGCACGGUGAAAGCGAGUACAACGUGUUGGGUAAGGUCGGUGGUGAUGCCGUGUUGAGCGCACGUGGCGAGAGAUACGCUCAGGCAUUGGCGACGAAAUUCAACGCUAUGCGUAUUCCCGAUCUCCGAGUUCUGACCAGUCGUCUUCGAAGGACUAUCGCGACAGCGCGUGGGGUGGAGGCGCCGCAAGAACACGUGGCGGCUCUGAACGAGCUCCAUGCCGGAGUUUGCGAGGGGCUUUCAUACGAGGAGAUGCAAGAACACUAUCCACAGGAAUUCGCUUGGCGGGACCAGGACAAGCUGCGCUAUCGUUAUCCUUGGGGAGAGAGUUACGUGGACGCGAUGCAACGGGUGGAGCCGGUGUUAGCCGAACUCCAGCGGUCCCACAACGUCCUGGUGGUGUCCCACCAGGCGGUAUUGCGUUGCAUCAUCGGGUUCUUUAUGGACAAAAAGCCCGAGGAGUUGCCCUAUAUGGAGGUGCCGUUGCACACGAUCAUCCGAGUGAGCAGUCAGGGCUACAAUUACAAGUUGGAGUUCUUCAAGUUGCCCAUCGAGUGCGUGAACACGACUCGCGUGAAGCCGAAGAACUGCAGCGCCGAUAGAACCGCGGAUGAUGCUCUGCUGACGGUUCCUGCGCAUUUCGAUAUACCGGAUCCAUGGAGAAAUCCUGGUAACGGGCCAACUCUCGUGCAACAGCACUGAGAAACCGCUCGGUCCACGAUCACGUCCAAAAUUCGAUCUCUUUUGGGCUGCAAUUUCAGACGAUUUCAAUAGUUAACGUCUCGCUUGAGUCGGUUUGGAUUGGGGAGAUCUAGGGGGGAUGGCUCGAGGAAGUCGAUACGAUACCGAAGGGAUUCGUUGGGGUUACAUUCGUAACGCGUAACUUAAGAUAUAUUUAAGAAUAGAACAGCUGUACCGGAAGUUUAUGUAUCCUCGUAAGUAGACAGAAAGAAACGAUUUCGACGAGUAGCUUUAGAGAAAGCGAUAGGCUCGAAACGCUUCUAUUGGAAUUCUAAACUCAACUGUCUUCUACUCGAUCGGUUCCUUUCAACGUUUCGUUCGGCUUCUUUCGGUUUGUUUCAUUGUCAGUCGUUUCGGUUUUAUUCUCCAUCGUGUCAGCUUAUUUUUUAUUGGCAGCGACCCUGUAUCCUGCUGCUUGAGCCCUCUAUAUGUUACGUUUAAGCAAUUUAGUUUAAGUCUUUUUUUGGAUAUAGACGAAUAAUCGAUACCGUGUUAGUCGUGUACCUUGUGUUUCGUAAUUGUACCUUUACACGUAAGUGAACAGACUGGCAACUUUGAAACGUUAGGAAAUAUGGAGCACGCUUUUGUACGCUGUCAUGCUCUUUGACAACGAACUUAGUAUUCGGAAUUAAAAUUGCUAAUCAAAAAUUCCACGAAGCGUGCUGCCGUCAAAAUGUUACUUAAAUGCACAUUGGAACAACGAGAACAGCAACAAAUAUUUUUAAAUAUCUUGCUAGAUUUAGCGCAUAGACCUACGCUCUUUCCUAGUCUAUCAUACAGAUUUUAAACGAUGUUAGAAAUUCUUAAGAGAACAUUAGUAGUUUAGUACUGUACAAAGUUGCCCGUCGAUUACACCGAUGAUAUUGUUGUUAACGAUGAAACAAUGAUCGUAUUUUAGAUUAUAGAAAUGACGUGAAGCGUCCAAAUAUUGUAUGUGCAUUUUUAAGCACACAAUCGACGAUACUGUGAAACAAAUUUUAUUAUAAUUAUGACACUACAUCCCGAGGUUGACAACUUCCGAAAGUAUUCCACGCCUCGGAUGUUCUUUUAUGUGAGAAGCAAUCAGCGAAACACUUACGUGAUUCUGUACAGCAGGCUCUCGUUACAUCGUCACGUAGGAGCAAAGAAUUUUUAAUGGCAGUGGAUUAAUCUGUGCAAUAUAUAUUCAGAAAUUUCUAAAUUUUUCUAAAUUUGAUAUUUCUAAUAUUGCUCUCUAUCCGUACACUGCAACAGUUGCUUGUAUGUGUGAAAGUUAAUGUGGCAAUAUAACGAGAGUCUACCGUAGUCAAAGCAAUGCAAGAGAAGCGUUGUCUCGUCGAUGUGUACUAUCGCGUUUCGAGUAGAUCAGCUAUCUCGUAGACGAUAUAAACGUGCAUAAUAUUUCGUUAGGCAUCGCGUGAAGAUCCUCGAGGAUUCGUACCGAGUAUAAUAGCUUCGAGGAUCCACGGAUGCAGAAUGUUCUAAUCCGGAAGCGAUAAAAACGGAAGAGAAAAUACGCGAAUCAUACGGAGUCUAUUUGUUAGAACGAAGAGAGCGAUUUAUUUUUGAUAGAAGUUAAACGCGUCCGCGUCCCGAGCAUCGCUUUUGCCAGAUUUUCGUGAUUGAACGACGAAAAUUAUCUAGUCGGGCGUCGAUCCAUUGGCGAACAUUUUGACAUUCGUUUUAUUUUUUAUCAUCUAAGGGACAAAAUGAAGUUAGCGAAGCGUAUAGACGUUUAAGUCGUAUCGUAGAUACCUUUUGUUCUUUUCUCUUUUUUUAAAUUGUACAUUAUGAAUAAACGUUUUCUUUUUU
Messenger RNA from Megachile rotundata (alfalfa leafcutting bee), 4417 nucleotides. Its product is annotated as 6-phosphofructo-2-kinase/fructose-2,6-bisphosphatase. Gene Ontology annotation, cellular component: cytosol. Gene Ontology annotation, biological process: fructose 2,6-bisphosphate metabolic process; fructose metabolic process. Gene Ontology annotation, molecular function: ATP binding; 6-phosphofructo-2-kinase activity; fructose-2,6-bisphosphate 2-phosphatase activity. Lineage: Eukaryota; Metazoa; Arthropoda; Insecta; Hymenoptera; Megachilidae. The record is from RefSeq and is a predicted model, not a curated record.